Messenger RNA from Eublepharis macularius, 1587 nucleotides. It is a transcript of the gene VAMP8, whose product is annotated as vesicle associated membrane protein 8. The transcript has 3 exons. Bases 218 to 532 code for a protein of 104 amino acids. Lineage: Eukaryota; Metazoa; Chordata; Lepidosauria; Squamata; Eublepharidae. Gene Ontology annotation, cellular component: SNARE complex; plasma membrane. The record is from RefSeq and is a predicted model, not a curated record. Gene Ontology annotation, biological process: SNARE complex assembly; vesicle fusion; vesicle-mediated transport. Gene Ontology annotation, molecular function: SNAP receptor activity; syntaxin binding.
GAGACGUCCCAGGCGGCCCCCCUGCUCGAGCAGCCGCAGCCUGCAGCCGGGAGCGAAACCCGACGGGGCGCUUUAAGCGGAAGCGGGGUGGAGGCGGCCGGGCCCGCCCAGGGCCACCUGCGGGGAGGACGAGGAAGCAGGAAGUUUCAGACCAGCAGCAAAGUUCCAGGGAGCGGCUGCCGGGGGGCCUCCGAGACGAGCCAACAGACGACGGCCCAUGGAGCCUGGCAGCAAAAGUGGCCCUGGGAUGGCCAACAACCAGGUGAAGAACCUCCAGAAUGAGGUGGAAGGCGUAAAGAACAUAAUGACACAAAAUGUGGAGCGGAUCCUGGCUAGGGGCGAGAAUCUUGACCACCUACGCAAUAAGACAGAGGACCUAGAGGCUACGUCAGAACAUUUCAAGACUACCUCGCAGAAGGUGGCGCGCAAGUACUGGUGGAAGAACGUCAAGAUGAUCGCCAUAAUCUGUGUCAUUGUUGCUAUCAUCCUCAUUCUGAUUAUCCUCUUUGCUACUGGCACAAUUAAAACUUAAGCCUUCUUCCUGCCCUUGGAUGUUCUCUGUUGCCCCUGUAUCUUCUGUACCACCUUUCCCCUUACUAGCUGAAACCUCCCACUGAACCACUUGGCCGAGUGCCACCGUCAAAGGGUUUGGGGCAUACCCUGAGGAUGCUGACCUCACUUGUUUCCACAUUGUGCAGAGGGGUAUCCUAUCACCCUCCCUGCUGCUCCACUGUUCCUUUCCUUGGCCUCACAACAAUAACAAGUUGCACUACUAGGCAGUAAAAACUUCUCUUGCCCCGAGCCUAGGAUUCCAAAGCUGCCUGGGCCUCACUGAACCACAGGGUACAGAUCUUGGUUUCUGUGCAAGCUGUUAAUCUUGAUGCAGGUCUCCGUCAAGCAGUUCUUUCCCCCUUCCUCACACCUCCCCCUUGGCAUGCUAAGUUUCUGAUUCGAGGGGUCAUAAUCUUUUCUCAUUCCUUACUGGAAGGCCCAUGUGUAGAUCUAAUAUCCGAAAUCUUGUAGGGGGGUUGGGGUAUGUGUACAGAGUUGCUGUAAUUAUAGUGUCAUGGAAUAGGGGAGGAUUUCUGUCUUUCAGAAAUAAAAUGGGAGGGCAUUACUGAUAUGUAUCUGUCUUCUAGUCUCCUAUGAACAAUUAUGGGGAAAAUCUUUGGUUAGGCCACUUUUAAAAAAUGCAAGAUGAUGGGUUUUUUCUCUCUUUCUUAAAUGUGUUUUGAAUUCCUACUUCCUCCUGAGCUGCAUAGAGUCCUGGAUCUUGAUCUUAAGCAUGGAAAGAGCAGGUGUUUCUCCCAGAGUUGCAAUUACCUGGUUCUCCUGGGAGAAAGGCAUUUUUUUUUUAGUGUUCCUCUUUGUUUUUCAGUCCCUGACCCCCUCAAGAAAAUAUGCUGUUCUCUUGAUUUGAGUUUUUACUGUGAUUGCCUUCCUUGACCAAGCUUUUCUGAUUCUUUAGAAGUCUUCACUGUAAUGGAUAUCUCCCCCCACCCCAUCCCUACCUUCAGCAAAGAUUUGGUAGCUGUAAUAAAUGUAUAUAUAGGUCGCUGGCUAAUACAGAAGUCUGUUUAGAAGAAA